Molecule: messenger RNA, 3754 nt
Organism: Megalobrama amblycephala (Wuchang bream)
Lineage: Eukaryota; Metazoa; Chordata; Actinopteri; Cypriniformes; Xenocyprididae
Gene: epha2a
Product: eph receptor A2 a
Exons: 16
Coding region: 98-3151 (1017 amino acids)
Biological process (GO): cell surface receptor protein tyrosine kinase signaling pathway; protein phosphorylation; axon guidance
Cellular component (GO): neuron projection; plasma membrane
Molecular function (GO): transmembrane-ephrin receptor activity; protein binding; ATP binding
Source: RefSeq, a predicted model, not a curated record
UAUCCAUGAAUGAAACCUCACCGCCACUUAGUGAGUUCCUUCAUGAGGGAGUCGUCGGAGUUUCGCAUGGACCAAAAAGUUUAAUUUGACAAACACAAUGGAUUACCGACGCACUCAGUUUUAUUUCUUAUUUUCGUAUUUAUUUGUUAACAACGUAUUUAUUAGGAUCCAGUCAAAAGAACAUGUGCUGCUUGACAUGAAGGCUGCCGGAAGUGAAUUAGGUUGGUUAACCUGGCCGAGUGAAGAGGGGUGGGAGGUUGUCCAGACGGUGGUGAAUGGCUCUCUUCUUUACACCUACAGUGUGUGCAAUGUAGCCAGUGACACCGAACAAGACAACUGGCUUCGAACGACCUUUAUCCAGCGUAGGCCCGACGUCUCUCGCGUAUCUGUGGAGCUGCGCUUUAUCGUCCGGGACUGCAACACGUUUGGUGGCUCGUCGCCUUCCUGUCGUGAGACUUUUGGUCUCUAUCUAGCCGAAACCGACACAGAUGUUGGCACAAAUUUCCGCAAGGGCCAGUUCCGAAAGGUAGCCACCGUAGCGCCAGACGAGGUAACAGCUGAUCGUGGAGGGGGCAAAGCCGAUCUGCGGGUGAACGUUGAGACGCGGAGCAUCGGGCCACUCUCCAGAAGGGGCUUCUACCUUGCCUUCCAGGAUUUAGGGGGCUGUGUUGCUCUCUUGGGGCUGAGGGUGUUCUACACCACCUGCCCGGCCACGAUGAGAAGUCUGGCCGCCUUCCCUGAGCAGGUGGCGUCGGGAGCGCUGGCGGAGGUGGAGGGCACCUGUGUGAAGGACGCAGUGGUGGUUGGAGAAGCUGCUCCUCGGAUGUACUGCGCCGCUGAGGGAGAGUGGGUCGUUCCUGUGGGCCAGUGUCUCUGUCGAGCGGGAUACCAAGCUGUUGGAGAUGCUUGCAAAGCUUGUGAACCGGGUUACUACAAGAGCACAGAUUCCAGUCAGCCAUGUGAAGUGUGUCCAGAUAACACCAAGCGCUCUGGUCAUGGAGCUUUGCUGUGCGCCUGCAUGGAUGGCUUCUACCGGGCCCCAACAGACCCAAAUUCUGCUCCCUGCUCUUCUCUGCCUAGCCCUCCCCGAGACUUGGAAUACACACCCCUCCUGACAGCGGGGAGUUUGAAACUGACCUGGCGCCCACCGGCAGACACAGGCGGCAGAAGCGACAUCACAUACAGUGUGGCGUGCGAGCGCUGCGAGAGCGGUCUGUGUUCGCUGUGUGGUGGGAGGGUGCGAUUUGAGCCUACGCAGACGGCCUUGAAAGACCCCGAAGUUGUGGUUAGUGAGCUGGAGCCUCACGUGAACUACACCUUUACAGUCGAGGCCCAAAACGGCGUGUCCCAGUUCAGUCGAAAGAGAGCCACGGCUGGCAUCACAACAGUGCUUCACUUCACAGAUGGCCCGAGGGUGCUGUACCUGAGAGUUGAAGAUCGGACCACCAGCAGUCUUGCAUUAUCCUGGGUCGUGGACCACCAUGUGCAGAAUCACAACUCCCCCCGCUAUGAGCUCAUGUACCGCAAGAAGGAGGAUCCUGGAGAGUUUGAUGUCACCACAUACACCGUUCUGGUUCUGGAGAAGAACUCUGUACAGAUUAAUGACCUCUUACCAGGCACAAAGUAUGUGUUCCGCGUUCACACCCUGACGGCAGAAGGCCAUCCCAGCAGCCACAGCGCAGAGCUUGAAUUUGAGACGCUGCCUCUCGCAGAAUCUCAAACACAGAAUAGUUCUAUGGUUGUGAUGGGAGCCGUCGCUGGAGGCGGAGUCAUGUUGCUGAUUGUGGCGGUUAUUUUGCUUCUGCACAAAAGGAGGCUGAAUUCUCAUGUCCGACGGAGGGUUGAUGGAGAUUACUUUUCAUGUCCAGAAAAACUCCUUCCUUUGAAGACCUACAUUGAUCCCCAUACAUAUGAAGACCCCUGUGCGGCUGUCCUCAAGUUUGCCAGUGAGAUUCACCCUAGUCACAUCACCAAGCAAAAAGUCAUUGGUGCAGGAGAAUUUGGCGAGGUGUACCGUGGUUCUCUGAAGGUACCAGGUCGCUGUGAGGUCGCCGUAGCGAUAAAGACGCUGAAGCCAGGCUACACAGAGAAGCAGAGACAGGACUUCCUUAGUGAAGCCAGCAUCAUGGGCCAGUUUUCCCAUAAGAACAUUAUCCGUCUGGAGGGUGUUGUCACCAAAUGUAAGUAUCAAGCUAUAAAAUCAUGUUUCUGGUCAAUUUCUUGUACAGAACAUGUUUUAACAGGAUGUUCUCUUCUACCUAUCAUUUCAGUCAAAGACGCCAUGAUUAUCACAGAGUACAUGGAGAAUGGAGCUCUGGACCAGUAUUUAAGGGAUCAUGACGGGGACUUUUCCUCAUACCAGCUGGUGGGAAUGCUCAGUGGUAUAGCCUCAGGAAUGAAGUACCUCUCUGACAUGAACUACGUCCAUCGGGAUCUCGCAGCUCGUAAUGUCCUGGUCAACGGCAACUUGGAGUGUAAAGUCUCAGAUUUCGGCUUGUCACGAGUACUGGAGGAUUAUCCUGAGGGAACCUACACGACCACUGGAGGAAAGAUUCCUAUUCGUUGGACGGCACCAGAGGCAAUAGCAUACAGGAAGUUCACUUCAGCUAGUGAUGUGUGGAGCUUUGGCAUUGUCAUGUGGGAAGUGAUGUCAUUUGGAGAAAGACCCUACUGGGAUAUGAGCAACCAUGAGGUGAUGAAAUCCAUAAACGAAGGCUUCAGGUUGCCGGCACCGAUGGGCUGCCCAUCUGCGGUUAACCAGCUAAUGCUGCAGUGCUGGACGCAGGACCGCUCCAAACGGCCACGCUUUGUUGAUGUCGUCAACUUGCUCGAAAAGCUGCUUCGCAGCCCAGAAUCACUCUCGGCCAUUGCCAGUAUAGACCCACGUGUGUCUAUUCGCCUACCCAGCACAAGUGGUUGUGACGGCGCCCCCUUCAGGUCAGUGGAUGAAUGGCUGGAAUCCAUCAAGAUGGCCCAGUACAGAGAAACCUUCGCCCUUGCUGGAAUUAAAACUAUGGAACAGGUGUUGCGCUUGAAAAUUGAGGAUAUUAGUAAUAUGGGAGUACGGCUGCCAGGUCAUCAGAAGAGAAUAGCCUACAGCAUUCUGGGCCUGCAAGACCCGACAGGGACCCUGGAUCUGUUUGCAGUGUGACAGUGCGGUUGAAUGAAGCAGAACUGUUCUGAAUCAGCAGUUGAGCUGGCCCAAAAUGGACUUGAAAAGCUGGCUAAAUAAAGACCAGACUCUUAUUAAAUGACUCCCUUUGGCAAUAUAAACACUUUAUUUGAUAUUUUGUUUCUCCUUUUAUAUAACAUUUUUACACGUCAGAUGGACCCUUAUGCACUUUGUGAUUCUGUUUUUUACUUAAGCCAUAUUGAUUAGCUGCAUAAGCACACAGUGGACAUAUGAUGGUGUGUUUUGAAAUAUUGUAAAUACUGCCUCAGGUCUGAUGAUUAGGGUACUAUCAAGGGUACAAUGAUAGUAACCUUAAAUAUUACAGUAGUGCCCAUAUAUUGCAUAAAAGUCCACAAAGGUGCCAAAUGUGAGGGGUUGAAGUCUGAUUAAGGUUAUACAAUUACAAAUGUAAAAAGUUUAGUAGAAAAUGUUUAAUAGGCAUCCUCCUGUUUUGAAAGAUAGCACAGGAUGUUUACAUGUUAUUUCAGCUCUUUUUAUUUAAUAUUUAUUUUUUUUUUAUUUAUUGUCUGUGUUUGUAAAGAAAAUAAUGUACUGUAUAGUAUUAAAAUAUUUUGUAAGUCA